Messenger RNA from Penicillium bovifimosum, 627 nucleotides. RefSeq lists its product as uncharacterized. NCBI's taxonomy places the organism in Eukaryota, Fungi, Ascomycota, Eurotiomycetes, Eurotiales, Aspergillaceae. The record is from RefSeq and is a predicted model, not a curated record. Bases 1 to 627 code for a protein of 208 amino acids. The transcript has a single exon.
AUGGAGGCCUGGCCGCCAAAAGGAUAUACGGGACCGCCAGUACAAUACCAACCACGGAAGCUGGCUACUCAACACGCAUACUGCGCGGAUAUACCUGAGGAAGAAGUGAACGAGGAAUGGAACAGAUAUCAUGCAGAAUGUGAUGCAUACAUGGCUCAGUUCUCCGAUUCACAGCACACUCAGUCCGAUGACGUUGCUGAAGACCCGGAGGCCAUUGAAACCACUGAGACCGUUGCUCAAACCUGUGUGCCGGCAGAUUGGAUUACGACUUGUUUACGUUGUGGCGAAGGUUUUACUUCCAACAAUAAGCUCCAUCAGCAUCUACUUGACUGCAAGGUCUCAGCGGCGGCCGCCCCAGAUCAAGAAACGGUGGCAAAUUUCGCCCAGACGCAGGCUAAUGUUCCAAUUGUUGAAUCUGACAGGAAAGGCCAUGAUCGAGAUUUACCACUAGCAUUUCGGUCCUGGAAGUACGCAUCCGCUCUGGUCGCAAUCCAGGACCCUCACUCAGCUAUCACAGUCUGUUUGGAUUCUGGAUGUGUUAUGACAUUGAUCGAUGCGGCGUUGGCGAGAUCCCUCCAGGUGCCCAUUGUGCCAAAUAAGCCGAUUGCGUUUAAGGGGAUUGGGUAA